AUGUUCCCAUUUGCAAACCAUGACCUUGAGGAUGCUCAGUCUCCACUCCAACAAGAGUCGCUGACAAUCAGGAAACAACUGGAAAUGGAUGAUACCAACAAUCAACUAGCACUGCAAAAAGAUGCUGUGGAUACUUUAGUUGCCUUGGGCGAUUCGUACAGCUGGAUGAGACAAGACGACAACUAUGCGACGGCCUUGAGACAUUACAAAGAAGCCGUGGAUAUCCUAGAAGCUGAGCUGGAUGAUGACAAUGACGAUCACCUUGUCGACUCUCUGAUGUCAAUUGGAGACUUGCAUUGCAGCUGCGGCAACAUUGAUGAGGCAAUGUCCUGCUAUUUGAGAGUCACCGCUUUGAGUCCAUCCUGCUGGAAUGGUCAUGUCCUCUUGCGAAUAGCUAUUCUGGACUUUGGUAAUCUAGAAUUCACCUCGGCUCUUGGUUGGUUCAAAGAGUUUGUGGAACUUCGACAAGAAAGAGGCUCAGUAGACGACUUGGACUACUUUAUUGGAAUGCUUUCUCUUGGAGUAUGCCAUGCCUUGGAAGAGAAUCAGACACAAGCACAACGCUGUUUCAACCAGGCGCUCCAAACGGCUCGGGAAAAUCACUUACUGGAGUUGAACCCUGAAUAUGAACCUGCAGUUCGUAAGUCCAGAGUCAAAGCCAAACAUCAAACGAAGCAGAGAAAAUUCUCGUUUGGAAAAGUUUUUGGGAUGCUGAAACGAAGCAAGCACAAGGAAAAGCAGGGUACCGGUAGCGGUAUGGGGGUCAUAGAGGAAUACGACAACAAACAGGAAUAG
Seminavis robusta is the source of this 795-nucleotide messenger RNA. NCBI's taxonomy places the organism in Eukaryota, Bacillariophyta, Bacillariophyceae, Naviculales, Naviculaceae. The record is from the annotation of a GenBank genome assembly.